Girardinichthys multiradiatus is the source of this 1538-nucleotide messenger RNA. It is a transcript of the gene chmp3, whose product is annotated as charged multivesicular body protein 3. Gene Ontology annotation, cellular component: multivesicular body; ESCRT III complex. Gene Ontology annotation, biological process: late endosome to vacuole transport; protein transport; endosome transport via multivesicular body sorting pathway. NCBI's taxonomy places the organism in Eukaryota, Metazoa, Chordata, Actinopteri, Cyprinodontiformes, Goodeidae. The coding region runs from base 114 to 776 and encodes 220 amino acids. The record is from RefSeq and is a predicted model, not a curated record. The transcript is spliced from 6 exons.
UGAAUGCAGCCCGAGUGACCCGUUUGUAAACCAGGAAGUGCUCGUAAAACAAGCUCGCCCAGCUAGCUGGUUUUAGUUAGAGAGGUUAGUUUGGUUUAAACCCAGCACACAACAUGGGGCUGUUCGGCAGGACACCGGAUAAACCCCCCAAAGAGCUUAUUAAUGAGUGGUCUCAGAAAAUUAGAAAGGAGAUGAGAGUGAUUGACAGACAAAUUCGAGAUAUUCAAAGAGAGGAGGAAAAGGUUAAACGAUCCAUCAAAGAUGCUGCCAAAAAGGGACAGAAAGAUGUUUGUGUGGUCCUCGCAAAGGAAAUGAUUCAGUCAAAACGGGCUGUCACAAAACUAUAUGCCUCCAAAGCUCAAAUGAACUCGGUGCUUCUCAGCAUGAAGAAUCAACUGGCCGUGGUUCGUGUAGCUGGCGCCCUGCAGAAGAGCACAGAAGUUAUGAAAGCCAUGCAGAAUCUAGUCAAAAUCCCAGAGAUCCAGGCCACAAUGAGGGAACUUUCAAAGGAGAUGAUGAAGGCUGGCAUCAUUGAGGAAAUGCUGGAGGACACAUUUGAGAGCAUGGAAGAUGGAGAGGAGAUGGAGGAGGCAGCAGAGGAGGAAGUUGACAAGAUCCUCUUUGAGAUUACAGCAGGGGCUCUUGGUAAAGCUCCAAGCAAAGUCACGGAUGCCCUUCCAGAACUGCAACCUGCUGGAGCAGCUGCUGCCUCGGACGAAGAGACGGAGGAGGACAUUGAAGCCAUGCAGUCCAGACUGGCAGCUUUGAGGAGCUAAAGCACUCUGUUGGUGUUACAGUUUGCACAGGGACAGAAAUAAUUCUCCACAGUGAUGAGCAUCCUCUGCUUCAUGCUCUAGUUUUACAUUGUCAUCUAGGUUAACAUUGUGGUACAACAGUUAAAGUUCUGUUUAUUUUAACACGGCCCACUAAAAGGGUGGUGUCUUCUGUUAUCUGCAGUGACUCUAGCUGUGUCGUUAUUCUCCAAAGUCAAUCAGAAGGUUUAUGGAGGUGUAUAUAAUGUAUGUAUGAACAGCCUUCUGUGCCUACAAUGGUUAUUCUCUCUCGUUCUGUCUUAACGUACAGGAGUGUUUAUGAUCCAGAGUGACCGGGUGUGGAUGAAUCGUGUCACAGAGGGUAUCCUCUUCAUCAUCUUCAGCAGCAAUUUUAAUCUCUUAGGAAACUUUCUGUAUCUUUACCAGGAACUAAUCAGCCUACAAUAUCUGAAACACUAGAAGUGGUGGGCAGAAGUGAUGUCUGUUAAUUUUCUGUAUAUUCAUGAAUAUAUCUAUUCUUUAUGUGGUCAUAAGUGUUAAGAAUGCUCACAAUAAAAUACUACUUCUACCCAUGUUUUGCAGUAAGUUUCAGCUUGUUCAAUGCUUGACUUUGAGUCAUGAUUGAUUUCUCGAAAAGAAGAUGCAAAGGAAGUAGAAUAACUGGUUACUGCAGAGUAUAUGUAUCAUUAAGUAUUGUGUGUAUAAUUUUUCUAUGUGGAUGGGUGAAAGCAAACAACCAAUAAAGUUUUAGGAAGAAAAAUGUCA